This is a messenger RNA of Pelagomonas calceolata, 2929 nucleotides long. Lineage: Eukaryota; Pelagophyceae; Pelagomonadales; Pelagomonadaceae. The record is from the annotation of a GenBank genome assembly.
GCCGGGCGCAAAAGCGACCCCGCAUUGCGGUGCGUUACGCGUGCCGCGAGAGCCAGGAGUAGCUGACAACGCGCUCCAGCGGUUGCGCACGCCGAGAUCCAGCCGUGCGCCAUUUUGGUACGCUGCUCUCACAAGGUCAAAUCAGCUGCCGCAGCCAAUCGCUGCCGCGGCGCCGCACGAGUCGCCACACGAGUUGCGCGAACCGACCGCAACCACCCCGCGACCAAAAUAAACAAGAUGGAAGGCUCCUCGUCCAUGGACAGCUCGCACCUCACGUCGCCCGCGCCAUUAAGACGCCGAGUGCCCUCGAUAGGAAGCGUCUCUCCACUAAAUUGGCUACGAGGCUCGACGCCCCAGCCGGACAAUGAACCCUUGUCCGCCCGGUCGCACGACGAGGUGCUGUGCACCACACCAACAGGACCGAAGCUCCGACAACUCCCGACCAAUGAAGAUCCCGAGGUCCUCUGCUUCGGCGACGAACUGCGGCUGUGGGCCGUCUCCGAGUACGCCGUCGCGGCGCAGACGCAGCGGCCGCCGCGGCCUCAGAGGAGAAGGUCGACCUCUGAUCUCUCGUCGAAGAUGACGAGUGCGGACGUCGGCGGGUAUGUGGGCACGUUCUUCAAAGAUAGGAAACGACGCGCACGGACGGGCCGGCAGCCGUUGGCUUGUGUCCCGCCCAUCGGGGAGGACGCGGGCGGCGGCUUCGUCGAGAGCGCGUUCCGAUGCGUCGAUCCUCGCGGUUUAAAAAGAGACGGCCAGCCCGUGCGCAUUGGCGACGCUUUGAUCUUACAAGAUAGAGAAGGCCACGUCUGGAACUCGACCGUGUCUGGCGUGGUGGGUUACUUGGCGCCUCGGUUACGGGGCGAGCGGGGCGAGACCCGUAUCAGGUUCGCUGAUGACGUUCAGACGCCUAGAUCGUUUGGAGAGAAGCCCGACGGUGGCCGAGCGGUCAGAUAUGGCGACGCGCUCCACUUAGUGACGUGUCCCGUGUCUGGGAACGACCCGACGCAUACGGGGAGAGGUCUGAGGAAACCACAUGUGUUGACCUGCUUCAAGAAGGAGACGUCCUCGCUGUUGGGAGGCUAUCUCACGAUCGACCCGAGAGGCUACGCGCUGCAGUUUGUCGUGGAGCGGCCGCCCCCUGAAUUAGAUGUGGUGAUAGUGGGAGGGGAAAAACACCAUAGAGUAGCGUGGGGGCAAAGUGUCCCCUUCUCGACGGCGUCUCAUGUGUCUCUCAGAUUGUCGGGCGGUGGUUCGGCGUCGUGUUCGUUAGCUGGGUUAAAUGCCGGCGAUCGCAAGUGGCUCGCCUGUUCCACGAGAGGUCACGUGCUGCUCGAGGUGCGGUCCAGUCAUGCCGAGGAGGACGACGACGAGGAGGAGAUUGAUGUGGCGGCACCACAUAACCCGUACGAGCUCGGGCUCGUGUGGUUACUUGCCCAGGCCGUCUCCAGAUUAUUCUUCGCGCCACAACUAGCGGCUAUCAUCGCCGCCUCGACGUCUUCAGCGUUGGCGGCGGCGCGCCACGACGCGUCGCUGGCGCGGCCGGCGGCCUUAGUAGCCUUCGCGUCGGCGUCGCUGGCGGCGCUGUCCGUCCAGCUUUGUGGCGAUAUGAUCGCGACGGCGCUCGCCGCCUCGAUACUGCUCGGCGCGGCGGCGACGUCGCCGCGGGAUGAGCCGGCGCGGCCGCGGUUACUCCGGGCCCUGAGCCGCGUGCGGACGGCGUCGGGCGAGCUCGCGCUCUUGCAGUGGAGUCCUGAAGAUGAUGAUACCCUCAUCGCGGCGCGGUCCGUCGACACGUCGGAGACGCCAGUGCUGCGCGACGUGCCGUCUCCAGACGAGCUGGCCGCCGCCACCGAGCUGCGCGAGGAGCUGGGCGAGCAGCCGGCGCGCUGGCUUGAGACAGGCGAACUGCUGCGCUUCGUCAGAGCUCGCAAGACUCUCAAGGAGCGCGCUACGUUGUUCCGCGAGGCCAUGGCGUGGCGCCGGGACCACGGCGACUGGAUCGUGGACGAGGCUUCGUUCGGAGGCGCGGAACAGAGGUGGUGCGAUGACCCGUCGCAAGCGCCGGCCUGGCACCGUUGGAUGGGCACGGUGUUGCCGUUUGAGUUAUUUGGGACUUGUCGGUCUGGAGUGCCCAUCACGUUCGUCGGACUAGGGAGGAUGGACCUGACCGGUAUUCAAAGGGAGAUCGGCCUCGAUCGCCUCGAACAAAAAAUGGUUAUGCAAAAUGAUGCCUUUAUUGAUCUCGCGCGGCGCGAGGGGCUGCGACGGUCGUCCCCGGAAGAGUGUGUCGUGGCCCACGGGGGCGUUUUCGUAAUUGAUUGUGAUGGCUUCGGGCGGAGGCACCUCGGCGAGGUGCGCAUCUUCAAGCGCUGUGCGGCGGCUCUCAAGGUGCUGCACCCGGAGCGGCAGCGCAAGACGUUCGUUGCUGUGCAUAAUCAAAAUUUCGCGGCACGAUCGUCCUGAAUCGUUGCGUCAACCUCCACGCCAUCGACGCGACGCCUGCUCGAUGGCGUGGCGAUGCCGGUUCCUCACCGCUCGACGGAGCCAGCGCGGCCACGUCAUCGCCGAGAAAUGACUUAGUGAAGAAUUGUCGGGUGCACCCGACACAUUGGUUGAUUUCCACACAGGUUCAUCGUGAGGGCUCCUCGCGUUUUUGCCGUGUUCUGGAAAAUUGUGCGCGUGUUCCUCGACGAGCGCAUCAUCUCCAAGAUCUCUAUAUUGGGUGUGAACGAUGAUCUGACACCGUUGGUGGACGAGGUAGGUGCUGAUUAUUUACCGUCGCUCUUCGGCGGAGGCUACGACCUCAAGUGCUCCUCGCUGCUGACGGAUCCUAGAUUGAUUGAUGAGGGGGCGUUCCGGCGGUUCGAGGCAGGCGGCGCGGGCGGCGAGACAUAGGUAAGAUAUAAGUAUAUACCGUGACUCAGAA